Molecule: messenger RNA, 7378 nt
Organism: Uranotaenia lowii
Lineage: Eukaryota; Metazoa; Arthropoda; Insecta; Diptera; Culicidae
Exons: 22
Coding region: 1102-7188 (2028 amino acids)
Molecular function (GO): kinase activity; protein binding
Source: RefSeq, a predicted model, not a curated record
ACCUGACCACGUGCACUUGUGUUUUCGGGAGCCAAGUCCUUCCGGGUUGUCCGACUGGUGCAUGCCAUUCCAGCCACUCUGUGUAAACAACUGUCAUAAUUGUAACCGGGUAGAGAGCACGUUUAAAAAUUUAUACGGAAACCCGACUCUUCAGACUUUCAUCCUCCUUCCCCGAGGAAUUUCGAUCAGUUUUACGAAUUCAAUCAGGUGCAUCGUGUGAUGGCUAUAGAGGUGUGGUGCCAAUUCGCGUGAGAUCCAAGUGAUGUGCAGCCUAUUUACUGUUCAUAAGAAUAGGCUUGAAUUCCGUAUUCAGGAAUUGCCGUAAAGUAAGUUUUCAUAACCUCGAGAAGGCUUCUAAAGCCGGCAAAAGUGAAAAUCGUCUGAACUUGAUUCCGAUUUCGAGGCAUGUCAGUGGCAACCUGACUGCACUUUUCAUUGUGAGUUGUUGGAACAGGUCAAGUGCAAUGCGAAUAUAGCAUACAUUUUCGCAUCGUUUCCCUAUUCAGUUGGAACGCCGAAAAGUUUCGAUACAAACAUUAACCUACAGAGACACACGGUCGGAACAAAAUCGAAACAUACAUUUCAUAUGAUACAUGAAAGUGAAAAUUGCAAACACUCGUAAGCAAGACCAUAGACACAAAAAAAACGGCAGCAUUUUUGGCACAGUAAAAAGUGGAAACAAACUCACCGUUUUUCCUUCUUUGUGUGAAAAGUUUUGGUUUUUGAAUAGCGAGACACGUGGAGGAACAGCGUGGAAAACUUUCAGACCGGCUGGGACCGAAAAGCGAACGUACCUACCUUUGCCGCCGUUCAAUGGGGUGUUGAUUACAGAAUCGUAACCGAACACCACAAAUCAGGUUUACACCAGAGUUUCAGAAAAUAAUUCAGUCGCCCCCAAUCGGAAAAGUCACCUUGGCAUAGGUAACAAAUUUGAGCUGCUGUCAAUUUCCGAAUCGAAGCUACCAUAAGUCAACGGUAAAAUGAAGCGUAUGCCCUCGAGAAGUUGGUAAACAACCGAGUGAUGAGUUAGGGGUGUUUGCUAAACUGUAUGCCGUUCGUCGUUUUGACAAAGUGUAAACGUCUCCAAGCUUGACGCGAUUAAUGGUAGCACUACAGGUGAUCGAUCCUGUCACUCAGCAGCAGUCACAAACGACACCCCCAACUGCGACCGUUUCGCCAAUAAUGGCACCCGCGCCGCCACCUGCCAUGGGACCCCUUACCCGGGAACGGCGGAGAAAGGCCCAUGGCCUAUAUUUCCAUUCGUCACCACCGAAAGUAUUACAAAUGAACAAUCAGAACCUUCAACGAGACAAUGAUGGCAGGGCCAGGGAAGUCAUAAAACCGUCCAAUAUAAGAAUAUGGCUUCACCAGAAGCAGCUAGCCAAACUGACCAAAGUAAUAUGGACAGGGCAGGGGAUGCGGCUUCGAACCGAGACUUCACAUCAUCCCAAGAUGAAACGGUUUCUGGAGUGUGUUCCGCACGUUAUGGGUGUCAUCAAAGACAUUCACCAGGCCGUGGUAGACAAUGAUCCGGAAACGUUGCGGGAAAAGAUGGCUGAUCCGACGCCUCGGAUCGUGCUGACGAGCAAAGAUUCAAAUGGACUGACCCCACUGCACAAGGCAGCCGGACUAGCUCACACCCAAAUCGUGGAGUACAUACUGUCGAUUUGGCCCAGCCUUUCUUCCGACGAAGACCACACCGGAAAGACGCCCCUCCACUGGGCGGCAAGUGCAAAGAACAACGCCCGAAGCUUUAACCUUCUGGUGCAGGCCGGAGCCGAUGAGGCAGCAUUGGAUCACAAAGGCAAACUGGCCGAGUACUACAAGAACAAACCGAGCGACAUCGACCGGUCGCUGCUGACGGUGAUUCCGGAGGCGCCUCGAAUAUCACAGCAGGGUUUCCCAUCGCACUUCGACUGGUCCAUGUUCACCAUCGAUGCGGAUACCGACGAUAGCAACGGUUCGCAAACGAGAAUGAAACCCUUUUUAUCGCAAAAUAACUUACUAGAUAACGAUGUAAAUAGUAACAAUAGUGUUUCCAAGUCUAAAUCUGUGCACAAUCUCACGAAUGGGACGCUGACCGAUCUCGCUAAUGAUAACGACGUCGACGCCGACAUUGACGCCGCCACCAACGACAACGACGACGACGCCGACGCCGACAAUGGUGGUGCGGCGGAAGUCGACGGGCAGGACCAGGGCGAGAAAAACAGCAAUGAACCACCUGAAGAAGAAGAAGAACCGGCCAAAGUGAAUGGAGACAUCGAUGCGGACACAAACGAAGAACCCGACUACGGCGCCGAUGAAUAUGAUGAGGAGGAAAGUAAACCCACUACUGAUGAAGAUACGCCACAGGCCGACGCUGUUGCUGCCGAUGAGAAUAAGGAGGAGCAGCAGGAUUCAGAGCAAGCAACUGAGGAGAACGUUGAUGAGAAAGAGUCGGUAGAAGUCGCCGAUGCAGUUGAGAAUGGUGAUGUUGAUAACGGAGCAGCUGAAUCGGUUGAAGAAGGUGAAACCGAAGAAGUUUCGCACGAGAAGGCAGACAAAUCAUCUGCGAAUGUUGUCGAUAGGGAAACGGGUGUAGCUUUGGAAAAGACCGAGGUAAAUGGAACAGGCGGAGAAGAGAUGACAGACUGUCAGGAACAGGAUAAAAGAGCGAAUGAAAUGAAUGAGCAAGAGGUAAUGAGUGAUGAUCGUGAAAUCGUAGACGAUGCUAAGGUGGAAAUGGUUGAAAAGAUUGAAGAUGAUAAUGCAAAUGAAGAAAAGAAUGACGCAAAAGACGAGGCUGGUGAUACGGUCGAAAAUGGUGAGAUCAGUAAGGAUAGUUUGGAGACAAAUCCCCCGGAACAGACGGUUCCGGACGAUAUUGAGCAAGAUAGCUUGAACAGUCCGACAGAAAUUCAAGGGACUGAAGUAGUUAAUGGUGAAAUAGAGCACAUUAAUGGCACGGGUCCACCAAGUGCAAAAUCAUUGAAAUCUCGUAAAUCUUCAGCAGCCUUAUCGACAAAAGAAAUUGAAAAUGACUCAAGGCCUACUACUGCUAUGAGAAUUGGAUCUGCAAGAUCGAUUAUUGAGGAUGGAAAUGGAAAUACAAGAGUGUUGACGUCUGCAAAGAGUACAAAAUCAGAGAUUGAAAAUAUCGAAAACAAUAACGAAGAUGUCAUUUUAUCUAGACCACAGAGCGUUUUGAAUGACACUGGGUCUGUAAAAUCUUCAGCAACAUCUAUAAAAUCCGCAAAAUCUCCGACAAAGUCAAUGGGUUCUAGUAGAUCAUCGGCUAAAUCAAAAGCUGGAUCAGCUCAAUCGACGGUUUCAAACAGAAUCAACUCAGCAGUUUCAAUGAAAAGCGAAACCAAUGUCAAAGCAUCUCAGCCUGAAGAAAAAAUCCUCGAAAACGGUAUCGAAGCGAACGGCUCAAGGCCAUCGACAGCUAACAGUGUCAAAUCGGCCUCCACCAGGACUCGCUCCGGUACAUCCCAAACACCAUCAGCGUCAACAGUUCGUAGCAACCAUUCGGCUCAAUCCGUUGUAAAGCAACGCCCGGACACUUCGGCAACGAAAUCGGCAACUUCGCUAAAAAGUCGUCCAAAGGAGACAGACGAUGAAGACGACGACAAGAGCGACUCCAACGACGAUUCUAAUCAAGCCGACGUCCAAAUAGUUCAUAUCAAAAAUAGUGAUGAGGAACUCGUCGAUGACAGCAAUCAAUCAAACGGUCCUCCCACCGCUAAAAUGACCAACGACGACGAUCAAAUUGGGUCACAAAAUGAGACCACCCCAAGCGCGAAGACAGAAAUCGAUGAACCAAUAGUUGAACCAAAGGCCAUUGUUGAAACUCAAACUGGCACCGGAAAUGGUGAACCUGACCCUGACAAACCAGAAGAUGCUUCCAACAAUGGCAACACGGAAUCUAACAACGAAGAUGGCAACAACAACGACAACGGCAACAUCCCCAAAGCUGAAUCUCCCAGUACGGCACUCGAGAUUCAAGGCACCGUACAGGGCGAACCGGAUGGAGGCCAACUGCACAGUGCCCAACCAUCCGCCUCCGACCCUGAUCAGUCCAAUGCAGCAGUUCCCAUCCAGGAGGUCAUCGAUCGGGGCGACAUGGAACAACUGGCCGUGAUAGUGCUCAGUGGAUCCGGUGGAAAGUUGCUCGGUAGGCGAGCCGAUCUGCCGGAGAUACAAGCGUUUUUGGACAAUGUGCCUUCCUACAUGAACAAAAUUCGACGGGUUCAUAUGGCCGCUCGAGAGGGAAGCUUGCGGGAGCUUCAGUCGGCCCUGGAUCGGCGGAAGUUUGCAACUGCCAAGGAUCAGAUUUCACCUCAUGGAGCGACACCGCUUCACGUGGCCACCAUAUUCGGACAGUCGGGUAUUGUGCGGUAUUUGGCUGGACGGUUCCCGGAAACGAUGACCGCAACCGAUGACAACGGUCGAACGCCACUACACUAUGCGGCAACCUUGAAGGACAACGGCCACUUCUACAACCUACUGACCCACCUAGGGGCGAAUUCCAAGGCUGAAGAUAACUUGAACCAUCCGGCCGAGUUCUACCUGGAUCACGAGGGCACCAAGGAUCUGCUUUCGCACCGGCAGCUGCUGCUCGAUUAUGGUGCCGAAGAGGACCUCGCAGACGAGAUGCUCAAUGAUCAAGUUCCGGAUGAUCAGCACAGUGCUCGCCGAGAGCUGGACGAUGUCGAUACUUUGACGACACUGGAGCGUUGCUUCAAGAUAAUCCACGAGCCGGUGGAUGGAGUGAUACGAAAACUGGAGCUUCCUUCUAACAGCGUACCGGGAAGUGCGUCGUCCUUACGGAUACUGAUAACGUCUUACUUAGCUAGGUUUCUGAAACGAAGUGUGUUCGAUAAGAUUAAAAAGCGCCAAACUCGACUGGAUCACAAUUUGUUCGAUGUGAUUUGGCCUGCCAUGAAAAAAGCGACAAAGGAACGGAAAAUCGACGAAGACUUGAACGUUGGAAUCGUGAUCCCAGACUACGACGUGUUCGUAGUGUUUCAAGAGUUUUUGGUCCCACUGUUGAAGGAUAUGCAUUGUAUGGACCUUCAACAGGAACUAGUGCCACAUCCACAGAUGCAGUAUUUCCCGAGAUACGUAAUUGCAGAAUCGCCAAAUCAUACUCAGGAGGGGAAUGGAAAUAUACUACGAGAGAACCCCGACGAUAUUAAGUUGAAUCUUGACACAUCGGGAAAGUUUAUCACUGGAACCGUGAUAGAGUGUUCAAGAAACUUAGAGGAUUAUGAGUUUCCCAUCAACCUCAGUAUUGCCCAGCUUGAGAAAGCGGAGAGAAUUCUAACCUCGAAGAUCCUAUCCAUGGCCUUUGCUCAUGCAAUCGGUGAAGAGGAACUUGGAACGUACUACACAAUGAAUGAGAUACUGGAAAGCCCUUCGGAGAUUCGGACAAUAUUAGCGACAAGUGGGCUUCUGAUACCUAUGCUGGACCAUUUCGAUCCGUACCAGAUAGCGGAAUCAAUAGCGCUAAAUGGUCGCUUUUGGCCGUACGGUCGCGGCGUUUACGUCAGUCAUAAACAGGAUCUGGCAGCUUGGAUCAAUGCUCAGGAACAUCUACGAGUUUUAUGCUGUUCCAGUUCUCAGUCUCCUGCCGACGUUGGCAGUGUCUACUCUAAGAUCGGACGGGUCAUGAACUUCCUAGAAGACAAAAUUCAAUUCAAACACAGCUACUUCCUAGGCUAUCUAGUAUCGAGACCUUCCUUUCUCGGUACAGGACUGAAAAUCACUUUAUCGCUAGAACUACCUCACCUACGAAAAGAAAGAGAAAAUCUGCGGCAUCUGUGCGUGGUACGUGGCCUGCACCUGAUAACGGAGGAAGACGAAACGUGUGUUCGUAUGAGUAAUAUGCGCAGUCUCGCUCAAUGCGAGUGGCAAAUCUUUCAAGACUACACAACGGCUAUCACGAACAUUGUUGCUCUGGAGAAAGAACUCUCAAUGACCAACUCCUUACACAUCGCUGCGACCUUGUUGAAGAUUUUUCAACUGAGCAAUUCCCAAGUUGAAAUACCGCUGUUCCGUACCGAAGAAGGCAGAUACCUGGCAACGUCUCUCGGAGACCCUCUCAUCAAAGGACUAACGGAAGUGGCAAACAAACGUCCAGCUGAUCCGAUAACCUAUCUGGCCAACUAUCUGUUUAACUUCGCCAACCAGAACCAGGGUCAAUUGCCGGCCACUGGUGGAAACAAAACUAGCGCUGGAGCUGAUCGUUCCGCUGACCAAAAGCAAGAUUUGAACAACAACAGGAACAGCAUAGAAUUCGGCGUCCAGGAAGACACCGAGGAGGAAUUGGAAAGUUCGGUUAAUAAAAUUGGGCCGAAGCCAUUGGCCAAUGGAAUGAUGGCCGCCGCCAAACCGUUGGAUGAUCCAGAGCAGGAACAGGGAGAACUUUCGCCUGAUAUCGCUCCGUCAAGUGAAAAUAGGGACGAACAUGGCCAAAGCAUGUUGCAUUUCGCUUGCGCCAGAUCACACGGCCGGAACGCCUUGAUCCAACUCAUUGAAGAAUCAGGUGUCAGUCUAACGUACCGAGAUGAGCUGUACCGAACUGCGCGUGAUGUCUCCCUCCAGGCGUCUCAGCCGGACAACGCCAAGGAAAUCGAUCGUUACGUUCUGGGUCUGGCAGCGCGGGGUGACCUCGAUGGAUUGAAUGCUAUGCUUUUGGAUGGAUAUGAUCACAUCGUCGAUGUGGCUGGAUCCGAUGGAACCACCAUCAUGCAGGUGGCAUCAACCAGGGGUCAUCGGGAAAUAGUUCGAUUCCUAGAGACAGCAAGAGAUUUUGAAGAAAAGCGAGAAACUUUAUUGACCGCUAUUCGGGAGAAAAAUUCUCCAAAGGUGAUGGAACUUUUGGAACAACCUGAUGGAGCAAAGUUGGCCAAAGCUAAAAAUUAUUACGGACGUUGCUCUCUUCACAUUGCAGUGCUAAUGGAAAACGAAGAUUUAGUAGACUUUUUGGCGUCGCGUUUCAAAUCGACGUUAAAAGUCGGUGACAAUCUGGAAAGAACGGCCCUUCACUACGCGAUGGGCAUCGGCAACGUGGAGGCGAUAAGUCGCAUUCUGAUCAAAAAUGGAGCAAAACGAGUACUGAAAGAUCUGAAGGGUCGCCAGCCAAGUUACUACUUCAUGAACAAGGCUGACAUUUUACGUUUACAGGAGGAAGAGAAAGAGUAGGGCUGAUCUUGAGAGAGGAAUAGCAAAUUGACAAUGUUAAUCGAUAAAAAAGAUUAUCAAAGUUAAGUUGACGCAAUGCGUACUGCAUUACAUUUCUGACUUGUUGUAAAAAUAUUGUUGAAUAUUGCGAAGAAUUUUUAAUAGUUGGAAGAUGUAGGAUUUUCUAGUGCAAUGUUGAAAAUAAAAUUUA